Messenger RNA from Helianthus annuus (common sunflower), 775 nucleotides. RefSeq names its product protein FD. Lineage: Eukaryota; Viridiplantae; Streptophyta; Magnoliopsida; Asterales; Asteraceae. Gene Ontology annotation, biological process: positive regulation of DNA-templated transcription. The record is from RefSeq and is a predicted model, not a curated record. Gene Ontology annotation, cellular component: nucleus. The transcript is spliced from 3 exons. Gene Ontology annotation, molecular function: DNA-binding transcription factor activity. Bases 135 to 629 code for a protein of 164 amino acids.
AACACAUAACUCAUCCUUAGUAUAAUAAUGAUUAUCCAACACAAACAUGAACUCCCCCACCACACCACACCACCCUUCCUUCAUUCACUACAUCCUCACUACACAUACAUCUGAUUUUCUAAAGAAUAAUAGCUAUGGAUGAUGUAUGGAAAGAUAUCAGCAGCCUCCCAUCUCUUCACCACCCUACCACCACUCAUCACUUCCAAGAUUUCCUCGCUCCUCCGGCUCCUAGGCCGGGUGGUGGAGCCACCUUCCACCACCCUCCAGCACCACCAGUACAUGAACCACUCACGACCAUGCUAAGCCUGAGUACUAGUGGUAACUCUGAACAUGAUCAAGAUCCACCACAUAAUACCACUUCAAUAAUAGUUGUCACUUCACCUCAUGUACAAGAAACAUCCCCCCCUGAAUACACUGAAAAGUUCAAGCGUUUGAUGAAGAAUCGCGAGUCAGCUGCUCGAUCUAGAGCACGAAAACAGGCUCGUGCGGAUGAGUUGGAGGAAGAAGUCUUAAGACUAACCAAAGAGAACGCCAAACUCAGAAGGCUUCAAAAAGAGUUUUGUUCAGCCUCUACUGCUCACGUUCCCAAAAAGCCAAGGCUUCAUAGAUCCAAAAGUGCUCCUCUUUAAGGACACCCAUGUCCUCUUUAACACCAUUUAUUUUGUUAUUCUUUUUAAAUGGUAAUGUUAUACGAUGAUGAUCUGUAAGUGCUACACAAAUUAUUUUAUAUAUUAAAAUAUAUAUAAUAUUAAGAUCAAAUGAUAAAACAAUAUAA